AUGGUCCACCUUGAGGCCGCGUCGCCCGUCGACACGCUGCGGAAGAUCGUGGCGCUCCACUCGGCCGCGGGCGCGUCGUUGGCGGCACGCAGCGACCUGGCGGUCACGCCUAGCAGCGACCUGGACGUGGAACGCCACGGGGGGCUCGACCUGGCGCAAGACCCGGGGCUGCACGGCGAGGACGAGUUCAGCGUGCAGGGCGCCGAGGUCGAGAACGGCAUGGUCCGCGGGAGCAUCGGCCAGGUGGGUGCGCACUGCGACGCGCGGGGCCCCGCAGUGGUGCUGGAGGCCGAGGGUCACCGCGAGGCGGGGGCGAGCGCAGACCCCCCUUCCAUGCCAGCAGUGCCUCAUUUCCCCUCGCUCGGCGCCGAGGCCCAGUCUGGGACUCGGGGCGCAUUCGAUGGCGGCGAUUACGUGGAGCACAACAACGAGCACGACGGGGCGCAGGACGUGGGGCAGUGCGACGAGGACGAGCCCAGCGUCGAUGCCAAGGUCGCGGCCGACCCUGAGAGCGACGGCGACGUGCCGCCCCCCUUGAACACGGUGGCGGUCGCCAACUUCAUCCGCGUGGAGGGCCUCCGGAUGGUGACCUUCGAGACGUUGAGGUCAGCGGACGAUGGCUCGAUGCUGGACGCCGAGAUGGAGUGCAGCGAGGUCGAG
Molecule: messenger RNA, 660 nt
Organism: Prorocentrum cordatum
Lineage: Eukaryota; Dinophyceae; Prorocentrales; Prorocentraceae
Source: the annotation of a GenBank genome assembly